AUGAAUCUAUGGACGUCCGACGACAACCCAUCGGUUAUAGAGUCUUUCAUGAGCUCGGAUCUCUCGUUCCGGCCCACGCCUCCUCCCCCUCCUCCUCAGGCUCAGCAACUGCAACCUCAAUCCUCCACUUCCAUGUCAGCCGACCCCACAAAGGCCCUCCCGCAAUCCCAGCCCUCCGUGGCGCUCUUCAACAAGGAGACCCUCCAGCAGCACCUCCAAGCGCUCAUCGAGGGUGCUCGUGAGACCUGGACCUACGCCAUCUUCUGGCAGUCCUCUUACGACUAUUCCGGCGCAUCCAUCUUGGACUGGGGCGACGGCUACUACAAGGAUGCCGAUGACGAUGACAAGUCAAAAGGCAAGGCCAAGACGACGUCGUCUGCGGCAGAGCAAGAACACCACAAUAAGGUGCUCCGCGAGCUCAAUUCUCUGAUCUCAGACUCCGCCGCAUCCGCCGCGACGAUUCUGUCAACAAAGAGGUCACCGACACCGAAUGGUUCUUCCUUCGUCAACGGCGGCGGCCUUGCGGGCCAGGCUUUUUCCAAUUCGAAUCUAGUCUGGGUAGCUGGAGCGGACCGCCUGAUCGACUCGCCGUGCAAACGUGCCCGUCAAGGGCAAGUAUUCGGGCUCCAGACCAUGGUGUGCAUACCCUCGGUAAAUGGCGUCGUGGAGUUGGGCACCAAGUAG
Molecule: messenger RNA, 684 nt
Organism: Juglans microcarpa x Juglans regia
Lineage: Eukaryota; Viridiplantae; Streptophyta; Magnoliopsida; Fagales; Juglandaceae
Product: transcription factor MYC2-like
Exons: 1
Coding region: 1-684 (227 amino acids)
Biological process (GO): regulation of DNA-templated transcription
Cellular component (GO): nucleus
Molecular function (GO): DNA-binding transcription factor activity; transcription cis-regulatory region binding
Source: RefSeq, a predicted model, not a curated record